CAACUUACGACACAAGCACGCCGCAUCCAAGUCGGAAGCAUCCAAAAGUAGCCCCAAACGUGGCCUCGCCAACGGAAAAGUCACUUCGAAUCCCCUUGCUAACACUGAGCCUACGGCGCCGCAUAAAUCAUGCUCAACAUUAGAUUCAUCCGCUGCCACUCCCACAACUCCUGCUUCUGAAGAUGGCUCCCUCCAGUCCAUCAGCGCUUCCAGCACUGCGCCCCCAUUGCCAGCUCGUCCUCCGGCAAGGCCCAACGCAAACGGCGCCAAACGCUACAUCUUCUUCGCUCCUGGCGCCGCGAGUCCUGUCCGUGUCUGACGGUUCAUGGGUACACCAGCAAGUUCUGCUCAUAUAUGGUCAAAUCGGUGAAGCCAGUUCCAAACCGCUUGACGGCACCGUGACGGUGAACCACCACAAAGCCCAGUUCCCGCCCACACAGUGGCCAGUGUCCGAUUCCCACUUCAAGGCACUGGUCCAUCUAGAGCCGGGCUGGAACAGACUACGCCUCGAUUUUACGUCCUCCAAGGUGUCCACGGGCAGCGGUUCCGUACCUACACAUGCCUCGUGGCUGCACAUCAACUAUCUUCCGCUCAAUCAGCUUCCCCCGCUCCAAUUGGCUAUCAUCUUGGGAAGUGACUCGCCGGGCACCUAUGACGCGACACCCGACCGGAUACAGAAGGAGGGCAACAGUCUCGAUUUGGCCGUCAGGAAAUUCCGAAUGGCAGCCUAUCUCUGGCAAGCUUUCACAGGGGAGCAAAUGUAUCGACACGGUUUUGGUCGACGUUGUUUCCGAUUCGAGGACGCCUGGGAGCCAGGUACUCUCACUUGGCAGGACGCCGCUUCGGGAAGGUUUCGAACGCAAGCAAAGAUACACAUCAUUCGUUCGAGUAAGACGACGGCGGAGCUACGAGAUCUCGAUUACGCCCAGCAAUAUGAUAAAGCGACCAAAAGGGGUGCGCUUUUCGACAUUGCCAUGGAAGAAGUUAAGAAAUACUUCCAUGUACAACCGGGGCAGAAGCACUAUGUUUCAUGCUUGUUCCUCGACUCGCAUUGGGAUCCGAUGGAAAAGACGAUUCGCGGUCAUGCUGCUUUGGGAGGCGGAGAUGGAAACGUACAAGUGGCCAUCUUUGGAUCUCAUGCCCUUCAGAGCUAUCCUGCCACCCUCGAGGAGGUUCCGCUUGUUUUCAGCGACUGCACGCGGACCGAUACUGCAUGGGUAGCGAAUGAUUGCAAUGAGUCUGGAAGUACAUGGGAGGCCGCCAAUAUAGGCAUUGGUGCGCAUUUACAUGAGACGGGUCACCUAUUCGGGUGCCCGCACCAGGAGUCCGGCGUCAUGUUGCGUGACUAUGUCACCUUGAACCGCACAUUCACCUGCCGCGAACCGUACUGUACGCGAACGAAGUCUCCGGGCAAGCGUCUUGUUCUUCAGGCAGAUGAGUGCCGAUGGCACCGACUGGAUGCGCUUCGGUUCCGCUUCCAUCCCUGCUUCGAGAUCCCCUUCGAUGCCGGAAACGGCGAUGGAAGCGUUCAGGUAUGGACUGUAGACGAUGGCCAGGGCGGAGUCAUUGCGACUUCAAAAUCCGGACUCGCAUGGGUAGAGCUCUAUCCCGAAGGGGACGACGUCUGCCACUACUGGCACGAGUGGCAGGAGUCCGAUGGCCAAUAUCCCCGCCAAGUUCCACUUGUUGACUCGGACCUACGUGCACUUCUGCCCAAGGAGAAACGUAGCAAGCGAUUGAAGUUGGAGAUUUUCUCCGCAGGAGGUGGAAAGCACGUCGUGGAGGAUUUCUCCAUUCUGUCUAACCAGAAACUGGCGAGAGUGAAGUUGCCGAAUGGACGAUGCGGCUAUCGAGGCAGCAAACUUGGUUAUUCGCAAAUGAACGGCUCCCAGCCGCAGGAGCUGAUAUUGGAGAGCGCGUACAUUCAGACGAAAUUGCUUGUCUGCGUGAGGGUACAUCAUGGAUUAGCUCUCGAUGGAGUGGAGUUCAUGUACGAAGACGGCACCAGUCAGCUAUUUGGCAAAAGAGGUGGAAGUCCCUCUGAUUUCCCACUGGACACUCGGAAAGGAGAGCACUUGAUUGGCUUUGAACUUCGUGCCGGGCUGUGGAUUGAUGGCUUGCAGUUGUUGACGAGCUUGGGGAGGAGAAGCGCGUGGUUUGGUAACCCGAAUGGAGGAAGUGGACACACGCUCAUUCCUCCUCGGGGCUACACACUCGGCGGUAUCUCCGGCUCUUGUGGGGCUUGGGUUGAUGGCUUCGCGUUGAUUAUCACGAGAUGAAGUCAAUCGGCCUGAACUCCUUCCCAAGCUAUCUUCCGAUUCCACCCCGAGCAUUGGUUCUCGUGCACACAUAGAUCGCUAGGAAUCCCUAGCCUAAUACCCACGAACGCGUUUAUCGUCGAGCGGAGCAGCUGAUGCUGCUGGCCCACGGAAUAUUACGACUUCUCCUCACUUUGUAUUGACUUGCGCAUGAGCAGCACGCUUAGCUCGCGGAUCAACGUUUGGAUGUGCUUCGCAACUUGGGGGAAAGGUAGUAGCCGUUGGCAACUGCAAUGAUGCAUCGGACUGGCGCGGCAUUAUGGGACACAUGAGACCCCUACUGGAAUAAUACCAUACACCAUCGAAGGGCAAGGGAUCACAUAGACAUAGGUACAACUAAUGAGCGCCGG
Messenger RNA from Westerdykella ornata, 2668 nucleotides. RefSeq lists its product as uncharacterized. The transcript is spliced from 4 exons. NCBI's taxonomy places the organism in Eukaryota, Fungi, Ascomycota, Dothideomycetes, Pleosporales, Sporormiaceae. Gene Ontology annotation, cellular component: cytoplasm. The record is from RefSeq and is a predicted model, not a curated record. The coding region runs from base 183 to 2279 and encodes 698 amino acids.